UCGCCGCUAUAGUGAUAGAAUUGCGUCGUAAACCAAAACUCACGACAUGUAACCGACAUUUAAAGUUGAUUGGAAAUAGUUUAUCAUCAUAAACGCACAUAAUAUACAGUACAGCACAGUACUGUUUGUCUCUUGUUAGUUAAGAAAGUACGAACGAUUGGUCCGGACAGAAAGCCUUUCUCAAGUUUCUUAUCGACUACUUUAAAAUGAUGGACAUCGUUUUACGGGAUGCAUUCAAGAACGCCAAAAUGUAUCUGAAAAAGUGUGCGGUAUUGGAGACAUUAAAUACUUUUGCUUUGUACAACAACUUGCCUUCUGUGACAUUCUAUUGAAAUGGACAACAAUAAGCAAUAUAUAUAUACAUAUAUAUAUAUAUUCGUAAAGGCACACGAACUAUAUACACUUGGACAAUAUAUUGCUACAAUUAAAGAACCUCUGCAGUAUAAGUAAUGAGUAUCAUUUGCUCAAUAACAGCGAAUUAAUCACGACAAAAUAAAAAAAAAAACGUUUCCCUAAGAAUGGCCCGCUAGCUUAAAGCUAACAUAUAAAUGAUGAUGAGUUUUGAAACGUUUCCAACAAGAGUUCUUGAAUGUCACUCAUUGAGGGAGAGACCGUUGGUAAAUAAAUAUCUGACAGGUGAGCAACUUUCUCACUCCCGGUUUGGACGUCUGAUGUGAUGAUGCCUGGCUUCUUUUGGACGCGGUGUCUCAACAGGACCUUCACAUAUGCAACGUGGGCAAAAGGCAUCCGAAUCAGAACGGCGAAUCGGCUUUAUUGGUCCUCCACAAGAAGGGUCGUCAAUGUUCUCACAGGUGUAAGGGCUGCAUUCCUGCUGGGACUCCCAACGCUGUCGUGUCUGACAUAUGGAGCUUAUCGCAUGGUACAUGAUUCAGUUGUGGUCCUCGCUUUGGAAAAAGAGGAGGUUCUUGAGCAGGCCGACUACCUUUACAGCUGUGCGGAGACACACAAACUCUACCAGCUCCUACUGGAGUACAAAGACAGCGAUAAUGCAGAGUUCUUGUGGAGGCUGGCAAGAGUGUCCCGUGAUGUUUCUGAGCUGCCCGACACCAAGGAGGCACGGAAGAAACAGCUGGUGUAUGAGGCCUUUGAAUAUGCAAAAAAAUCCUUGGAGAAAGAUGACAAGUGUUUUGCAGCACACAAAUGGUAUGCAAUAUGCCUGAGCGAUGUGGGGGAGUAUGAGGGAGUCAAGGUUAAAAUUGGAAAUUCUUUUGUAAUCCGAGAACAUCUAGAGAGAGCCCUGGAGCUCAAUCCCAAAGAUGCGACAUCCUUGCACAUUUUGGGGUACUGGUGUUUUACCUUUUCUGAGCUGCCGUGGUAUCAACGCAAGGUGGCGGCGGUUAUUUUUGCAUCGCCUCCCACAUCCACAUAUGAGGAGGCUUUGCAGUUCUUCCUGAAAGCUGAACAAGUGGAUCCAAACUUCUACAGUAAAAACCUCCUCAUGCUGGGGAAGACUUACAUGGCCAUGAAGGAUGAGCAGAAAGCUCUGCUAUGGCUGAACAAAGCUAAAGAUUACCCCCCUCGCACGCACGAAGACAAAGAGGUCCAUAAAGAAGCCGCUGACCUGUUAAAGAAGUUCAGAUGAACCUGGCACCUUUUGAGAAUGUCGUCUAAUUGUUAACAUAGUUUAUGCUUGGCCUUGGACAGAGAAAUCACUCGUUUCCACGAGGUGCCGUCCUCACAACUUGAAAAUAAAAGCACAAUCAUGGCGGGGAA
Messenger RNA from Hippocampus zosterae (dwarf seahorse), 1734 nucleotides. RefSeq names its product regulator of microtubule dynamics 1 (gene rmdn1). Gene Ontology annotation, molecular function: microtubule binding. The record is from RefSeq and is a predicted model, not a curated record. Gene Ontology annotation, cellular component: spindle microtubule; mitotic spindle pole; cytoplasm. Lineage: Eukaryota; Metazoa; Chordata; Actinopteri; Syngnathiformes; Syngnathidae. The coding region runs from base 677 to 1603 and encodes 308 amino acids. The transcript has 10 exons.